Actinia tenebrosa (Australian red waratah sea anemone) is the source of this 893-nucleotide messenger RNA. RefSeq names its product heme-binding protein 2. Lineage: Eukaryota; Metazoa; Cnidaria; Anthozoa; Actiniaria; Actiniidae. The record is from RefSeq and is a predicted model, not a curated record.
UCCAUGCCUCAAUUACUUGGAGGAUAUCAUCAGUAUUUUGUAGGGAACGUUCCCGCCUUGAGCGAAUGGAGACACAGUUCCAUAUCAUCGAUAAUGUUGGAGUAUUUUCUGGACUCCCCAACUAGAAAUUUUCAGUUGUCGCGAAAUUGCUUUACUGGGCAAUCCGCUAUCGCUGAGAUGAACAAUUUCCUGUUGAAUAAUAUCAGUACUACUGCAAGGUCUGUUAUAAAACUCUCUUGUACCACAUCGAACGUAAGACUUUUCACCAUGUUAAGUUGGCUGAAAGGAGAAGAGAAACCCAAAAUCGAUGAGACUAAAUUCCACCAGCCUGAAUUCUACCACGGUAAUCAGGGGCCGAACUUCAAAGUUCUAACCUCAGAAAGUAACGAAGACUACGAAACGAGAAUAUACCGACCAACUAAAUGGAUUACUUCAAAGAUGGAAGUCAAAGACUACGAGGAAGGAUCGAGCAAGUCUUUUUGGCAGCUUUUCAAUUACAUUGGAGGCAAGAAUGAGACCAAAUCUAAGGUUGCCAUGACUUGUCCAGUUCGUUUGACAGUCGAAGUGGAUCAAGACCAGGUCAAGUCUGCAAGAAUGUCUUUCUUUGUCGAUCCUACUAAAGAUUGCCCAGCCCCGACUGAAGAAGGCCUGUUCUUCGAAGAAGAAGGGGAAAAGAAGUUCUACGUGUGCAAUUUUGGAGGCUUUGCCAAACAUCAACUGAAUACAGAACAUCUGAAAAAGCUCAGAGCUGCUUUGGAUCGUGAUGGAAAGCGUUACGUAACAGAUACGUAUUACACUGCUGGCCACGACGCUCCUUUCAGACUAUGGGGGCGAAGAAAUGAAGUUUAUGUGGAAGCUAAGGACUAGAGCCCUUACUACAUGUAAUAACUAAG